AAUAAUGAUAUGCACCGUUUCACAAUAUGUUUUCACCCAGAACAUGGUGUUUUAAUAUAUAAACACACCAUAAAAAUGUUAGUGGAAUCAAUCAAUACAUUAUUCAUGCAGUAGCGUAUGAAACUAGCGAUUCCAUUAAUACAGGAACGGAUCUACUAAUUGGUAAACGUAUACCCACAAUAGCUAGUAUGUAGCUUGAAUAAGGAUUACAGAAUGAUAAAAUUGAGAAUGGAAAUGAACUUACUUCUGAUUGGAGACAUGUUGUAAGAGAAAUGUGUAGAUGUGAAGAUUAUCGUCGUCAAAUUACCACAGAAUAGAAACAGUCUCUUAAAGUUGUCGUUGCAUUAGAAGUUACCAAAACGGAAGAAAAACAAUGACUGGUGUGAAAAGGCUUUGCAUGAAGCUCAAAGCUGCCAGAUCAAAACAUAUUUUGAUGUUGAUAUUGACGCUUGGAAUUUGUCUAGUUAUUUUCAACAACUACAACGAGCAAAGUCUUAUUUUCAGUGCAUCAAAAUAUGUUAUAACUAAUGUUUAUUCUGUGGAAUUAAACAAGGUUAAUGCAACUCCAAGGUCAUCCAAGAAGUAUGUUAAAGUAGAGUUUUCAGGUCGACUUGGAAACUUAAUGUUUGAAUAUGCAUCACUCUAUGGCAUCGCCAAACAUCUUAACAUGACACCUAUUGUUGAUGAGGGAUGUAAGUUAAGGAAAUAUUUCAAAAUUUCUGCUGUGUCUGUGAAACCGUUAGUGAACUUAAAACGUUACGUGGAGAAAAAAGGUAACGUGUUUGAGGAAAAUGCUUUUAAGCUUGAUACAAAAUACAACUGGACUCUCAAAGGCUACUUACAGAGUUGGAAAUACUUUGUUGAAAAUAGCAUUGAUGUCAGAAAUGAAUUUCGGUUUAAAGAAAAUGUUCAAAAAGAAGCCACUAAACAAUUUCAAGAAAUUAUAAAGUCAAAGAACAUAACAAAUGUGAACAAACAUACUUUUAUCGCUGUUCAUGUUCGUCGUGGAGAUUUUAUAAAAAAUCAACACUUUGUUAAUUUUGGAUAUUCAUCAGCAAAUGAAACCUACAUAAAUAAUGCAAUGAAAAAAUUCCGAUCACAAUUUUCAAAUGCUUUUUUCAUAUUUUCUUCAGACGAUAUAGCCUGGUGCAAAAAUCAUUUUAACGAAUCAAAUAUAGCAUUCAUUAACAAGAAAAAUACACCGGAAGUUGACAUGGCGAUAAUGUCUCAUUGUAAUCAUACUAUAGUUACCACCGGAAGUUAUGGUUGGUGGACUGCAUGGCUCAUUGGAGGUACAACAAUAUAUUUUAAAGAUUUUCCUAGGAAAGGAUCAAAACUUGACAAGAUAUUUGAUUCUACUACCUACAAUCUACCAUCCUGGAUUGCAAUGUAGAAUCUAAAAAAAAAUUCAACUUGGUUGUGUCAUAUUUGAUUCAGCAUCAAAGCUGUAUGAAGAAGACUUGUUUAUGCGUGUAUGUGAUUAAACAGAGUGUAUAACGUUUAUAAUUAAUCUAUUUUAAUCCAUGAUUAUGUACUAGUAAAUUUAAAUUGUUUAA
Molecule: messenger RNA, 1556 nt
Organism: Mytilus trossulus (common blue mussel)
Lineage: Eukaryota; Metazoa; Mollusca; Bivalvia; Mytilida; Mytilidae
Product: galactoside 2-alpha-L-fucosyltransferase Sec1-like
Exons: 4
Coding region: 374-1393 (339 amino acids)
Biological process (GO): carbohydrate metabolic process
Cellular component (GO): membrane
Molecular function (GO): galactoside 2-alpha-L-fucosyltransferase activity
Source: RefSeq, a predicted model, not a curated record